AUGGUUCGGAACCCCCUCCUGCUCCUCCUUCUUGUCGGCGUAAUCGUGGCGCUAUGCUCCAUCGUGUCCCCUGCAGCGGCCGAGAGAGCGCUUCUGCAGGAUAGCAGCUCCGCCCGUGUUUUAUUUGGGAUUCGUGUUUGCACCAUAUUCUUCACCGGUGGAGUUAAGCUGAAGCCCCAAGAAAUUUUCCUCUCUGAUCCCGACAGACUGCCGCCACAGCUCCAAAUCAGGAGGGGUGGGACCCGCAUUGAAAAUCAAGGGGAGAAAGAGAUUCGUGGUGAGUAG
Messenger RNA from Triticum turgidum subsp. durum (durum wheat), 285 nucleotides. Lineage: Eukaryota; Viridiplantae; Streptophyta; Magnoliopsida; Poales; Poaceae. The record is from the annotation of a GenBank genome assembly.